AUGAGUUGGUCAUCUCGAGCGAAAGGCAUUUGGGAAUUGGGAGUAGAGAUAGGCUGUGGGCCGUCGUACGUGGGCUGCCAGAACCCAUCAGCAGCAAUUGCUGAGAGUAAGGUUUCAUGGGCCAGAUCUCUCACGCAGACCAAAUCAGCCGGCGGAAGAGGAAGCGAACGGGGGCGGCGGCGGCGGGCUCCUCGAAGAAGCCACCGGCGUCGCAGCCGUCGCAGCCCGCCAAGUUUGGCAUCCUCCACUUCUUCGAGCGCCAGUCCCAGGCCUCCUCCCAGAACUCCAAGUGUCAGAAGGCCGACGAGCCCCCGCAGCCUCCCGCCCCCGCCGCCGCUCAUCGAGGAGGAGCCGUCGGAGGUGUCGCCGGAGGUCACCAAGACCCUGGCGCCGAAGCGGGUCAGGUUUUCUCCUGGAAUGCUGAUUAAGCAAAGCCAGGACGAUGGGGGUGGGGAGGUUGUGACUUGGAAGAUCUCGCCGGUUAACGAUCGCCUGCGCAUGGUCACUUCGAAGCAGAUGACUGGUAUGGCGCUUCAUCCGUGCUCGAACAACGAGAAACAUUCAUCGAUCGAGUCUACAAAGAAAUGGCAUUCAUCAUUGCUGGGAAUGUCAAGAUGUACUGCUUCAGCACGCAAUUUGGAUAUGUGUGGAACUGCUCCAGGUGGCUGUGAGGGUGUGGAGGACACCCAGAGCCCAUUUCGGACUCCUCCAUCACUGUCCUAUAGGUGCAGUGAGGUGGCUUCUGAUGGAGGACCUGAGCAGUUGGGGGUAGGGCAGCACAAAAAGACACUACUUGAUCUUUUAGAUCAAGUGGAAGAUGCAAUCAUGGAAGAAGAAUUACCAGCUGAUGUUGAGAAUAAAGGACAACAACUCAUAAACGGUGAUACCAGCAAUAUUAGUUCUCCUAUUGCUAAUAGUGAUAUAAAUUUGCCCUCCCAGAAGCCCCUUGAUGCUCCACCAUUCGAUAGUUUUUUGGUGUUGGAGGUGUCAGAAAAGCGCAAAGGUGAUAACUUGCCAUGUGAUCGCUAUCCUGUUAAGGUUUUACGUCUGCUGAACGAGCACCGUGGGAAAGAGUAUGCAGUCUAUUUGUGCGAUGAGUGGUUCCAUAGCCUUAUUGGGCCAGGCGACACAGUAAGUGUCAUCGGAGAAUUCACUGACCAAGGAAUAUGCGUUGUUGAUCGUGACAAAAAUCUUGUUGUAGUGCAUCCAGAAUUACUCAUUUCUGGAACACGGGUUGCUUCUAGUUUCCAUUGUCCAAGAAGAUCUGUUCUUGAUGAUAGACUAAAAAGCAAUGAAUAUUCAACAAGUGCUUUGAUUGGUACUUUGCUGCAUCAAGUAUUCCAGGCAGGGCUACUUGAAGACAUUCCUUCACGGCAAUUCUUAGAGCAGCAAGCAAAAGAAGUUCUUUUGAAAAACAUUGAGAGUUUGUACGCAUGUGGAGCCAGUGAAAGUAACACGCUGAAAAUGCUUUUUGAAGCAAUCCCCAAAAUAUUGAACUGGUACAAGUGCUUUAUGAAGGUAUCAACAUGUACCAGUGUAGAUUUUGGUCAAACUGAAGGACAGAAGACUAUUGGAGUGGUGGAGGUAAUGGAUAUUGAGGAGAUGGCAUGGGCACCAAGAUAUGGUUUGAAAGGGAUUAUUGACGCUUCUGUUAGAACAAGGGUUUCAUGCAAUGGUAGUUCAUAUGACAGAGUAAUGCCACUGGAGUUCAAAACUGGUAAAGGAACCAGUGGUCUGACAGCUGUGGAACACAAUGCCCAAGUGAUACUGUACACACUAUUGAUGACAGAGAGAUACUUGAGCAAGGAUAUUGACUUGGGACUUCUGUAUUAUCUUCACACAGAUCAAACAUUGGGGAUCAAAGUCAAGAGGUCUAAUUUGAUUGGAUUAAUAAUGCGUCGCAACGAGCUUGCCACUGAGAUCCUGAAGGCAUCGGUUUCACAGUGUUUCCCCCCAAUGAUCCAGAGUCCAUCAACAUGUAAUGGAUGCCGACACCUGGUUUCAUGCACCAUAUAUCACAAGGUUCAUGGAGGCAAUGCUACAAGUAGUGGUCUUGGCGAUCUAUUUGACAACCUCGUGAAUCACUUGACAGUUGCACAUCAUACCUUUCUUAAACAUUGGGACAGAUUGAUUGAUCUUGAAGCUAGAGCUUCUCAGGUCAAGAAGAAGGACAUUUUCCAGCCACAUCAUUCAAAUCCUGGGAGGAGGAAUUCCGCCCCAUGUUAUUUUGUCCUUGAUAUAAAAAAUGAACAUUCAAUAGAUUCAUCAGGCAAAAGCAAAAGAUACAUAUAUACUUUCCUGCGCCAGAAGAUGCAGUCUGAAACAGCUGACCAGCCAGACGCACAGGUUGAAAGUGUAGAUUUUAGCCUCAAAUGUGGCGAUUCUGUGGUUCUCAGCACACAAUCUGGGCGGAUAGCAGUUGCAAAUGGAUACAUAAGGGAUCUCAGCCGUUCCCAUAUUACGGUCUCAUUGCCACGGCGUCUGAGACUUCCAGGAAGUAAUUCCUUGUUAGAGCAGGAAGAUCUCCAAUGUGAAUUGUGGCGGAUAGACAAAGAUGAGUCUAUUUCUUCAUUUGCUACAAUGAGGCUUAAUCUUAUCCAACUAUUUGCUCAGAAUCCACAGAACUCUCACUUAAGGAAGUUGAUUGUUGACCUUGAGGCUCCCAGAUUUGAUAGUGGAGGUCUGCUUAGCCAAGAUCCGGCAUUAUCAUAUAUACGGUCACUACCAAAUUUGAACAAUGACCAACAGAGGUCACUGCAUAAAAUUCUAGCAGCAAAAGAUUAUGCUCUUAUUCUAGGAAUGCCUGGCACAGGCAAAACAUAUACGAUGGUGCAUGCUGUGAAGUCAUUAUUGAUGAGAGGGGAAUCUAUUUUGCUAACCUCAUAUACUAAUUCAGCUAUUGAUAAUUUGCUUAUGAAGUUGAAGACUGAGGGUGUGGAUUUUCUUCGAAUUGGGAGGCAUGAAGCUGUGCAUCCUGAUAUCAAGGGCCACUGUUUGUCAACAACAGAUGCACAAUCAGUAGAUGCUAUCAAAGCAAGAAUGGAGCAAGUGCAAGUUGUUGGAGUCACUUGUUUGGGAAUAUAUCACCCUUUACUAGCGCACAAGAAGUUCGACACAUGUAUCAUGGAUGAAGCAGGCCAGAUCACAUUACCGGUUUCACUGGGACCUUUGAUGCUUGCAACAAAGUUUGUUCUAGUAGGAGACCAUUAUCAGCUUCCUCCACUCGUUCAGAGCUCUGAAGCUCGAGAGAAUGGUAUGGGCGUCAGCUUGUUUUGGAGGUUAUCAGAAGCACAUCCUCAAGCGAUUUCAGCACUGCGAUGCCAGUACCGAAUGUCAUCUGGUAUUAUGGAGCUCUCAAAUUCAUUGAUUUACGGCGAUAGGUUAUCCUGUGGUUCGUUGGAAAUUGCAAAUUCCAAGCUCAAGCUUUCUGGCAGAGAACCAGUGCACUUGAAGCUGAAAGAGAUCUUGAACCCUGAUAGGGCUGUCGUCUUUGCAAACACAGAUGAAGUACCGGCACUCGAGGCCAAGGAACAUAGAACCGUGAACAAUCCUACAGAAGCAUUCAUUGUUUCAUGGAUCACCAACGAAUUGCUAAAGAGAGGAGUAGCUCAAGAUGGGAUUGGUAUAAUCACUCCAUAUAAUGCCCAAGCAAAUAUCAUUCAGCAACAUGUAGAUGCUUUGGUUGAGGUUCAUACAAUUGACAAAUACCAGGGGAGGGAUAAAGAAUGUAUUAUAGUAUCUUUUGUACGAUCCAGUGGAAAUUCAAGGGCUAGUGGUUCGUCUUUGCUUGGUGAUUGGCACAGGAUCAAUGUUGUCUUGACACGUGCAAAGAAGAAGCUUAUCAUGGUGGGAUCCGCUGCAACCCUUUCAACGAUCCCAUUGUUGAGACUUACGGUUGAGAUGGUAGCUGCGCGUGGUGGUCAGUUAGAUCUGACAAAUAAGGAUGUGCAGUCAAUUCGAGAGCUAAAAAGCUCUCGACUGAAUGUACAAUAGGCUGUGUCACAGACGGAGUUUUGCAAGUUUUUGAGGCCAAAUCUUGGUCGGCCUUUCAAGCCGUCCCCGCGAAAAAAAAAUGUUUUUGAGGCCAAAGCUGUAUAUAUGUUGUAUGUAUAUUUUUGCUGUCGAGGUUAGUGACUGAUUGAUCGACCAUAGACAAGUCUGUCCAUGCCACCUUAGCAGUGGCGACAGCACCGGCGUUACUGCCAGCCCUGUGUAGUAAUUUGUGAAUGGGGAGAGGCAUUAGGGUUUACCCCUAGUCCGUGAAUUAUUGACAUACCUUGGUGAAACUUGUAAAUAUUGGAAACAUUGUCACUUGUUUGUAAAUUCUGUAAAGUUUGGAAAACGUAGAGGACCUCUCGGAUGGCAGAAAUUCUGUAAAGUUCGGAAAUUUAUGAU
This is a messenger RNA of Oryza brachyantha (malo sina), 4395 nucleotides long. RefSeq names its product DNA replication ATP-dependent helicase/nuclease JHS1. The record is from RefSeq and is a predicted model, not a curated record. Gene Ontology annotation, biological process: replication fork reversal. NCBI's taxonomy places the organism in Eukaryota, Viridiplantae, Streptophyta, Magnoliopsida, Poales, Poaceae. Gene Ontology annotation, cellular component: cytoplasm. Gene Ontology annotation, molecular function: single-stranded DNA helicase activity; 5'-flap endonuclease activity.